AGAGGAGCGUGAAAUGAAACUGAAACCUCCAUGACAGGGAAGAGGAGAGCUACCUCUCAUCUCUCUUCCUUCCUUCUUCCUCCCAUUCCCAUUCCCAUUCCAUUUCCAUGGCCUUAUAAUUAAGAUUUCUGUCUCUCUGUCUCUCUAGCACACGGGCGCAUAGUCAGAAUCGUCAGAUAUAUAAAUCAUUCAUUCUCUCUCUCUCUCUCUCUUUCUCUAUCUGUGUGUCUGUGGGACCAUCUUUACUGUUCCUUCCUGUAAAGGGGAGCUGCAGAGCGAGCAGAAACCAGAGAGAGAAGCAAGUGGGUAGCUCAAAAAGCUAAGCUUUUUGGCUUGGUAGCUCGGAGUCCAUCAUCAUGGGCUGUUGCAGCUCGGCCUUCUUGAAACCGGAGCCCAACCCCGACGAGAAAGACGGCUCGACAGCCGCCGGUGGUCGCCUCUCCCAGCCGUCUAAUGGGUCGGCCGAUGCCGCUGGGGGUGCCACGGCCUUCUCGGAGUUCUCGCUGGCCGACCUCAGGGCCGCCACCGACAACUUCAGCUCCGACCACAUAGUGUCGGAGAGCGGAGAGAAAGCCCCCAACGUCGUCUACAAGGGCCGCCUCCAGAGCAGCUGCCGCUGGAUUGCCGUCAAGAAGUUCACCAAGCUCGCCUGGCCCGAGCCGAAGCAGUUCGCUGAGGAGGCAUGGGGAGUGGGCAAGUUGAGGCACAAGAGGUUGGCCAAUUUGAUAGGUUACUGCUGUGAUGGGGACGAGAGGCUGCUCGUUGCUGAGUACAUGCCAAAUGACACCCUUGCUAAGCACUUGUUCCAUUGGGAGAACCAGACGAUUGAGUGGGCGAUGCGCUUAAGGGUCGCUCUGUAUAUUGCUGAAGCUUUAGAUUAUUGCAGUCGAGAAGGUCAUCCAUUAUAUCAUGACUUAAAUGCAUAUAGGGUUCUCUUUGACGAGAAUGGUGAUCCUCGGCUCUCGUGUUUUGGGUUGAUGAAAAAUAGCAGGGAUGGAAAAAGUUACAGCACUAAUCUUGCAUAUACACCUCCUGAGUAUCUAAGGAAUGGGAGAGUGACCCCAGAAAGUGUCGUCUUCAGCUUCGGGACAGUCCUUUUGGAUCUUCUGAGUGGAAAACACAUUCCUCCUAGUCAUGCUCUAGACAUGAUACGAGGCAAGAACAUCCUCCUAUUGAUGGAUUCCCAUUUGGAAGGAAACUUUUCAACUGAAGAGGCGACUGUUGUUCUCGAUCUUGCCUCACGAUGUUUGCAGGAUGAACCCAGGUCCCGCCCUAAUUCCAAAGACCUGGUUGCAACACUUGCUCCCCUUCAAAAUAAGCCCGAUGUUCCAUCUUAUGUGAUGCUUGGAAUUCCGAAACAUGAGGAAGCACCUCCUACUCCGCCACACCAGCUUUCUCCAAUGGGUGAUGCUUGCUCUCGGAUAGACCUCACAGCUAUUCAUGAAAUUCUGGUGAGAGCACAUUACAAAGACGAUGAAGGAACAAACGAGCUGUCUUUUCAAGAGUGGACCCAACAAAUAAGAGAUAUGUUAGAGUCAAGGAAGCGUGGAGAUCUGGCUUUUCGGGAUAAAGAUUUCAGGACUGCUAUAGACUGCUAUUCCCAGUUCAUCGAUGUGGGAACAAUGAUCUCCCCGACUGUAUUUGCACGAAGGAGUCUCUGCUAUAUGAUGUGCGAUCAACCAGAUGCGGCCCUCAGAGACGCGAUGCAAGCGCAGUGUGUGUAUCCUGACUGGUCCACAGCGUUUUACAUGCAAGCAGUUGCGCUCGCGAAGCUUGAUAUGCAGAAGGACGCUGGUGAUAUGUUGAGCGAGGCUGCGGCCUUGGAAGAGAAGAGGCAGAAAUGUGGGAAGUGAUGUUUGUACUAAAAGAAAAAGAGCAACAUGAGCAAUUGAUUCAUUUGUUUAUCUUUGUUUGUCUGGGCGGUUCAUCAGGUGAUGAUGAUGAUGUUAUUGUAACAAAGAAACAAUUGGGGGUGCUUUGCCUGAUUGAUGCCUUAAAUUUGGGCUGAACCACCUUCCUGGCCCAAAUCCUGUAUAGGCCCAACCAGGCCUCCUUUACUUUUGAA
This is a messenger RNA of Punica granatum (pomegranate), 2065 nucleotides long. Lineage: Eukaryota; Viridiplantae; Streptophyta; Magnoliopsida; Myrtales; Lythraceae. The record is from RefSeq and is a predicted model, not a curated record.